CCCUUCUCCCUCUCCCCCUCCUAACCUCUUCUCCACUAAUUUCGCAUCUUUAUUCGGUCCUCGGAUAUCAAUUGUGACCGACUAAUCUCACAUUUCUUUUUUUUUUUCUUUUUUUAUUUUUACAAUGGAGUGGCAACCGCAGGAGGAGCCGCUGGGGCAGCUGGCCUACUGUCUGAGGGAUUCCCUGAAUCCUUACAACGGUGCCGCUCAGAAACAGGCUGAACAGAUGCUAGUACAAGCAACAUCCUCCCCAGAUUAUGUCAACUAUAUUACCUACCUCUUCUGCACACCGCAGAAGCCCCAACACCUCCAGAUGGAAGCGGCAGAUUACAAUGUAGUCCGUUUCGCCGCAGCGAUGAACCUCAAGACAAAGAUUCACAUUGCAUACAACACCAUCCCCCAGGACUCCCUCGUAUACAUCCGAUCAGCGACGCUCCUCGGGCUCCGGGAUCAAAGCCCACAGGUGCGAAACUCCGCUGGUAGCGUUAUAACGGAGUUGAUUUCCAAGGCGGGGCUACUGGCAUGGCCCGAGGUGCUCCAUGAACUCUUAACCCUGGUGGAAAACUCCUCCGGAGAUGUUGGCGCCGAGGCUCGAGAGGCUGCCAUGUCCGCCCUGUAUAAGGUCUGCGAGGACAACCGAAAGAUUCUGGAGCGCGAUUACAGCGGACAGUGCCCUCUGGAUGUGAUCAUUCCCAAGUUGCUCGCUUUCAGCUCCAUUGAUAGCUCCCAGAUUCGAAAACAUGCCCUGAAGGCGAUUCUUAUCUUCCUUCCUCACAGACCCAAGGCUCUCGUCUCCUCGAUGGAUUUGUUCUUGUCUCAUCUGUUCCAGCUGGCCAAUGACUCGAGCCUCGAAGUUCAACGUACAGUUUGUCAGGGCUUUGCACAGCUCGUGGAUUUUGCUCCUGAGAAGCUUGUCCCGCACAUGGAGGGGCUGGUCAAUUACAUUAUCUUGCAGCAGCAAAGCCAGAUUGAUCCGGAGCUGAACCUUGACGCUGCUGAGUUCUGGCUUGUUGCGGGAGAGCAGCUGAAGCUGCAACAGGCGCUGGCUCCGCACAUGCCGAAAGUUAUCCCGGUCCUGCUGCAGAGUAUGGUUUACGACGAGGACGAGGCUAUUCGGUUGGCAGAGGAAGGUGAUGAUGCCGAUUUGGAAGACCGCACGGAAGACCUUAAGCCACAGUUUGCUAAAUCCAAAGCUGCUCGCUUAGACACUUCCAAACAAGGGGGGCAACAAAAUGGCAAUGCGCCGCCCUCCGUGGAGGACGAAGAAGACGAGCUGAGUGAGGGUGAAAUUGAGGAUUCGGAGUUCGGAGAUGACCCGGAAGACGAGUGGACCCUCCGCAAGUGCUCCGCUGCGGCCCUUGACGUCUUUUCGAACGUCUACCAUCGACCAAUUUUUGAAAUCAUCCUGCCUUACCUGAAGGAGACCUUGCGUCAUGACGAGUGGGUCCAACGCGAAGCCGCCGUCCUGACUCUGGGUGCGGUGGCGGAUGGUUGUAUGGAUGCUGUCACACCUCAUCUCCCAGAACUUGUCCCGUACCUCAUCUCCCUCCUGAAUGACCCCCAACCGGUCGUCCGCCAGAUUACCUGCUGGUGUCUUGGUCGUUACUCCGAAUGGGCAUCUCAUCUUGCUGACCCAUCUGAGCGGGCUCGUUAUUUCGAGCCCAUGAUGGAGGGUAUUCUGCGCCGAAUGCUGGAUGGAAACAAGAAGGUCCAAGAAGCAGCCGCCUCUGCCUUUGCCAGCCUUGAGGAGAAGUCAGACGCCAACCUCAUCCCAUACUGUGAGCCCAUCCUGCGCCAGUUUGUGCUAUGUUUCGGAAAGUACAAAGACCGAAACAUGUACAUCCUUUACGACUGUGUCCAGACCUUGGCAGAAUGCGUCAUGUCGGAGCUAUCGAAACCUAAUCUGGUGGACAUUCUUAUGCCCGCCCUGAUCGACCGCUACAAUAAGGUGUCCGAUCAGUCCCGAGAGCUCUUCCCCCUGUUGGAAUGUUUGGGAUAUGUGGCUGCAGCUUAUGGCGAUGCCUUCGCCCCAUUCGCAGCCCCCCUUUACCAGCGCUGCACCAAGAUAAUCUAUGAGAAUCUGCAAGAAUACAUGGCCUCUGUCAACAAUCAGGCUAUCGACGAGCCAGACAAGGAUUUCUUGGUCACCAGCCUGGACUUGCUAAGUGCGAUUAUCCAAGCGAUUGACCCCCACAAGAGCGGGGAGUUGGUGGCCAACUCGCAGCCCCGGUUUUUCGACCUGCUCUGCUUCUGUAUGGAGGACCCCAACUACGAGGUGCGCCAGUCGUCCUAUGCUCUUCUGGGCGACUGCGCUAUCAAUAUUUUCCCGCAGCUGGAACCCUUCAUUGCCAAUAUCAUGCCCAUUUUAAUCAAGCAGCUCGAUCUGGAUUUGAUUCGAGACGAUGAGCGUCACACGGGCUUCAGCGUGCUGAACAACGCUUGCUGGUCCUGCGGUGAGAUUGCUGUGAACGAAAAGGCGGCCCUUUCCCCCUACGCGGAGAAGUUGUAUCAUGGGCUCUUCGCGAUUAUCACCAACGAAGAAAUUAUCGACUCUGUGAACGAAAAUGCUGCGAUGGCACUAGGCCGCUUAGGUAUCUGCUGCUCCGAUCCGCUCGCCCCUCGUUUAGCCGAAUACGCCAGCGUCUUCCUCGAAUCGAUGAGCAAGAUUGAUUUUACUCGGGAAAAGGCGUCCGCGUUCUUGGGCUUCAAUCAGGUAGUGAUGAAGAACCCCCAGGCUAUGGAGUCAUGCCUGGCAGACUACUUCCAUGCCAUUGCGAUUUUCCCGCGCGAAUCCCUGCACCAGGAAGACUAUCGGGAUAUCCAGAGUUCGUUCCAGCAGGUCCUGCAAGGUUACAAAAAUAUGAUACCCAAUUUCGAUUCGUUCAUGUCCCAACUUCCAGCACCUGUUCCGCAGCAGCUUCGUUCUGUAUAUCAAAUCUAGAGUCAUGUCAUGUCAGCAUUUUGUGCGUCGUUCUAUGGGUUAAAAAUUCGCGGCGAAAGGCGUAUAAAAUGCAUUCUUCUUUCUUUCUAAUGCCUAUCCAUUUUAUUUCCCUUUUCUUUUUCCUUCAUGAUGAGUCAUCUUUUUUUUUUUUUUUUUU
Aspergillus ochraceoroseus IBT 24754 is the source of this 3098-nucleotide messenger RNA. Its product is annotated as putative importin beta-2 subunit. Gene Ontology annotation, cellular component: cytoplasm; nucleus. Gene Ontology annotation, biological process: protein import into nucleus. Bases 125 to 2941 code for a protein of 938 amino acids. The record is from RefSeq and is a predicted model, not a curated record. The transcript is spliced from 3 exons. Gene Ontology annotation, molecular function: small GTPase binding; nuclear import signal receptor activity. Lineage: Eukaryota; Fungi; Ascomycota; Eurotiomycetes; Eurotiales; Aspergillaceae.